GCUCUUUAUAACACCUUCCCAAACUUCGAGCAUUUUUCAUCAGCGACCAAAUUUACAGACAAAGAAAUUACAAAAGAACCCUAGAUUCCCUUCUCCGAUCUUCUUCCUUCUCUGUAAGUAUAUAGAUUCUGGGUACUUGUUUCCAGAUUUCGUAGUUUAUUCUAGCUUAAGUUCAGGUAAAACUCAGAUUCUUAGCACGAAUUCUUUCCGUUCUUUGAUCAGAGAUUCCGAAAAUUCAUCCAAUCUGUAUAUAGAUAGAUAUAGCUAAAGUGCGUAUAUAGAUUCUUCUUCACUGGGUUUUAGACAGUGAUCUGGAUUCUUGAGUCGAGGAUGAACACUAGGAGCUGUGUUUGCAUCUGUACGAUGAAACCCUGUUGUAGAAUCUUGAUUAAUUACGGAAGUUCCUCGCUUUUCGGUAUUCGUGCCCGGAAUUCGAGCAUAUUCAAUUCGUCGAAAUUACAUUGUACAAAGGUUGAUUCCAGGGGUUGUAGAUCUCGUAUUCAUUGUCGAGGUGGUCUCGCGCCACGGAUUGUUCAGGAUCGGAAGGCUUUUUGUGUGUCCGAUCCUGGUUGGGGACGAUCUAGGGUUUACAGGGAUUUUAAUAGUAGUAGGGGAAGGGGUGUUUUAGUAAUUCCCCGUGUAGCUUCGGAUUAUAGGAACCACUCGACUUCGUUAGAUCAUCAUGUAAAUGAUAAGAGCUUCGAGAGGAUCUACAUUCAAGGGGGAUUGAAUCUGGAGCCUCUGGUUUUCCGUAAACUUGGAAAACCUGAUGAAAUAGCGAAAGAGGAAGGGGAAGGUGAUGUUGGAGCCGUCGAUGUUAGCGAUACGAAGCAGUUAGCAAGCCAGACCAAGUCAGAGAAGGAGGCUUGGGAGCUGCUUCGAAGUGCCGUGGUUAAUUAUUGUGGGUUUCCUGUGGGGACGGUUGCGGCAAAUGAUCCCGGGGACAAGCAGCCAUUGAACUAUGAUCAGGUCUUUAUACGGGAUUUUGUGCCUUCUGCAUUGGCGUUCUUGCUUGAUGGAGAAGGGGAGAUUGUGAGAAACUUUCUCCUGCAUACAUUGCAGUUGCAAAGCUGGGAGAAAACGGUUGACUGUCACAGCCCUGGACCGGGAUUGAUGCCCGCGAGUUUCAAAGUGAAAUAUGUGCCUCUUGAGGGAAGUGAUGGCCUGUUUGAGGAGGUUUUAGAUCCUGAUUUUGGUGAAUCGGCUAUCGGGCGUGUCAGCCCUGUUGACUCUGGCUUGUGGUGGAUAAUAUUGCUGAGAGCUUAUGGGAAGCUCACGGGUGAUUAUGCGUUGCAAGAGAGAGUCGAUGUUCAGACAGGCAUCCGAUUGAUCCUUAACCUCUGCCUAUCUGAUGGUUUCGACAUGUUCCCAACUCUUUUGGUCACUGACGGUUCGUGCAUGAUUGAUCGGAGAAUGGGCAUUCAUGGUCACCCUCUUGAAAUCCAAGCCUUAUUCUACUCGGCCCUGCGUUGUGCUCGAGAGAUGCUUAACGUAAAUGAUGGAACGAAGAGCUUAGUUGCUGCUAUCAACAACCGGCUCAGUGCGUUAUCGUUUCAUAUCAGAGAGUACUACUGGGUUGAUAUGAAGAAAAUAAAUGAGAUUUAUCGUUACAAAACAGAGGAAUACUCGACAGAUGCGAUUAACAAGUUCAACAUUUAUCCCGAUCAGAUCCCAUCUUGGCUCGUUGACUGGUUUCCGAAUGAGGGGGGCUACUUCAUUGGAAACCUUCAGCCAGCUCACAUGGAUUUCAGGUUCUUCAUGCUUGGGAACCUUUGGGCUAUUGUUUCUUCACUUGGCACCCGGCAACAGAACGAGGGCAUUAUGAACCUGAUCGAGGAGAAAUGGGAUGAUCUUGUGGCGAACAUGCCUCUCAAGAUCUGUUUCCCGGCGCUCGAGCAGGAUGAGUGGCGAAUAAUCACUGGCUGUGAUCCGAAGAACACGCCUUGGUCAUACCACAAUGGCGGAUCUUGGCCUACUCUUCUUUGGCAGUUCACAUUGGCUUGCAUCAAGAUGGGGAAGCCCGAACUGGCACGGAGAGCGGUUGCCAAGGCCGAGGCAAGGCUAGCUUCCGACCGUUGGCCUGAGUACUACGACACGAGAAGCGAAUUCGUGGGGAAGCAGUCGAGGCUUCACCAGACGUGGACGAUAGCGGGUUUCUUGGCGUCGAAGAAGCUUCUGGAACAACCCGAGAAAGCCGCGCUCUUGUUCUGGGAAGAGGACUAUCAGCUUCUGGAGACCUGUGUCUGCGGUUUAGGCAGAACCGGUCGUAAGAAGUGUUCGAGAUUCAGACCGCCGGGUCGAUCUUGAAACUAGUUCCGAGCUUGUCGGAUUGUCUUAACAUGUUUAGAACAUUCUCUUACAGUUCCUCAAAUUCUCUGUUGAAAAACCAAUCUCAUAAACAAUGUAGUGUCACUGAAAGAGUAACGUCACUCUGUUGGUUACUCUUGGCCAUUAUUGUUC
Molecule: messenger RNA, 2460 nt
Organism: Tarenaya hassleriana
Lineage: Eukaryota; Viridiplantae; Streptophyta; Magnoliopsida; Brassicales; Cleomaceae
Product: alkaline/neutral invertase C, mitochondrial
Biological process (GO): sucrose catabolic process
Cellular component (GO): mitochondrion
Molecular function (GO): endo-alpha-N-acetylgalactosaminidase activity; sucrose alpha-glucosidase activity
Source: RefSeq, a predicted model, not a curated record